Rhopalosiphum maidis (corn leaf aphid) is the source of this 761-nucleotide messenger RNA. RefSeq lists its product as uncharacterized. The record is from RefSeq and is a predicted model, not a curated record. The transcript is spliced from 3 exons. Lineage: Eukaryota; Metazoa; Arthropoda; Insecta; Hemiptera; Aphididae. The coding region runs from base 298 to 711 and encodes 137 amino acids.
AUAGCCGUCACACGAUUUUAUAGUAUACGAUAUACAUACACAUUUUUUACCAAAUAUAUUAUAAUGAAUAAAUCGUCCAAAAAGAGUAAAUCAUGUUGCGUAUUCUGGUAAACCGAUUGUACAAAUAGUUGUUCAAGUGCACACGUAUACGGAACCGCCUAUGAAUAAGUGUGCGGUGAUUUUUUACAUAUCAUUGCACGCUGCAGUUUAUAUUUCACCCCGUACCGGUCGAUACCCUAAUCAUAAAUCGCUGCUUACAUCUCGACAGACGGAUAUGUUUGAUUGUGAUCUACUUCAAUGAGCAUAAAUUAUGUUUGGCAUAGGGGUCCCAGGCCAGCCAAAGGUCGGAGCAAUCGGAUGAGACGGGCAUCGAGUCCGGCUUCCGGAUCCGCUACUGCGGCGGCGGCACUGAUGUUGCAAACUACUACUACCUCCACGACCACUAUGAUCACUUACAGCACCGUUGGUACGGCUGGCUCGACAUCAGCGGCGCCCGGAUACGAACAGUACCAGAAGUCUUUAUUGGAGGUGCCGUGGCCACACGCCGAGUACGGAGAGGCGUCCAGCGAUGACUUGAGCUCCGAGUGGGACUCGGACGUUCCCGAACCACCUCCCAACUCAAAGUUUCAUGACCGAAUCUUGUCGGUUUCUUUUCAAAUCUGCUACCCGACGACGACUAGACAAAAUUACAUAGGUUAUUGUAUGCAGUAAUAAACAAUUAUGUAUUUGUGUUACUGAAUUAAAGUGGCCUCUAUAAAUUA